CGGUGGCAGCGGCGGCAUUGUGCGCGCACCAGCAGCCCGGCCCGGGAGGAGCAGGACGCGCCGGGGCCGCCUCCUCCCGCACGGACCCAUGAACCAGCCGGGCGGCGCGGCGGCUCCGCAGGCUGACGGAGCCAGUGCAGCUGGAAGGAAAAGUACAGCGGGCAGGGAGCGCUUGAAGCGCAGCCAAAAGAGCACCAAGGUGGAGGGCCCGGAGCCCGUGCCGGCUGAGGCCUCGCUGAGUGCCGAGCAGGGAACGAUGACGGAAGUGAAGGUGAAGACAGAGCUGCCCGAUGACUACAUCCAGGAGGUGAUCUGGCAGGGCGAGGCCAAGGAGGACAAGGAGGUGGUCAGCAAGGACGGCACUGGGGACGUGCCUGCCGAGAUCUGCGUGGUGAUUGGCGGCGUCCGCAACCAGCAGACCCUGGGGUCCUAUGAGUGUGGAAUCUGUGGCAAGAAGUACAAGUACUACAACUGUUUCCAGACCCACGUACGGGCACACCGCGACACUGAAGCCACCGCAGGGGAGGGAGCCUCCCAGGGCAAUGAGAAAACCGAGGCGCAGAGCUCAGGGAGUGUGUCUGGGGCCACACUUGUACGUGGUGGAGUCGGAUUUGAGCUUGGGCAGCCUGACUCCAGGGCCUGCUCCAAAACAGACAACUUCAGGUACACGUGUGACAUCUGUGGGAAGAAGUACAAAUAUUACAGCUGCUUCCAAGAACACCGAGACCUGCAUGCGGUGGAUGCUGCCGCCUCCCAUCUGGGCACAGUGUUUAGUGUGGAAGGGGCCCCCGAGAACCGGGCAGACCCCUUUGACCAAGGUGUCGUGGCCACUGACGAGGUGAAGGAGGAACCUCCGGAGCCAUUCCAGAAAAUUGGGCCAAUGAACAAUAUUACAUCAGAAAUUUUUAAGAAGAAAGAAGUUAGGCAGUGCCAAAAGAGAGAAACUGGCAAUUAUACCUGUGAAUUCUGCGGGAAGCAGUACAAGUACUACACGCCCUACCAGGAGCACGUGGCCUUACAUGCCCCCAUCAGUGCCGCCCCCGGGUGGGAGCCGCCGGACGAUCCGGACACGGGCUCUGAGUGCUCACAUCCAGAGGUCUCCCCGUCUCCACGCUUCGUGGCAGCGAAGACCCAGGCGAACCAGUCGGGGAAAAAAGCUCCGGCCUCCGUGGUCCGAUGCGCCACACUCUUACACCGCACCCCUCCAGCCACCCAAACCCAGACGUUCCGCACUCCAAACUCGGGAUCUCCAGCGAGCAAGGCGACUGCAGCAGAAAGCGCUUUCAGUCGGAGAGUAGAAGGCAAAGCACAAAACCACUUUGAAGAGACGAAUAGCAGUUCCCAAAACUCCAGCGAACCCUACACCUGUGGCGCCUGUGGGAUCCAGUUCCAGUUCUACAACAACCUCCUGGAGCACAUGCAGUCCCAUGCAGCGGACAAUGAGAACAACAUUGCCUCCAACCAGUCCCGAUCACCACCCGCAGUUGUGGAGGAGAAGUGGAAACCUCAGGCCCAGAGGAACAGUGCCAACAACACCACAACCAGUGGUUUAAUACCCAACCACAGCAUGAUCCCCGAGAAGGAGCGGCAGAACAUUGCAGAGCGGCUGCUGCGGGUCAUGUGUGCCGACCUGGGCGCGCUGAGCGUGGUGAGUGGGAAGGAGUUCCUGAAGCUGGCCCAGACCCUGGUGGACAGCGGCGCCCGCUACGGAGGCUUCUCAGUCACCGAGAUCCUGGGCAACUUCAACACGCUGGCGCUGAAGCACCUGCCACGUAUGUACAACCAGGUGAAGGUGAAGGUGACGUGCGCCCUGGGCAGCAACGCCUGCCUGGGCAUCGGCGUCACCUGCCACUCGCAGAGCGUCGGCCCCGACUCCUGCUACAUCCUCACGGCCUACCAGGCCGAGGGCAACCACAUCAAGAGCUACGUGCUGGGCGUGAAGGGCGCGGACAUCCGUGACAGUGGCGACCUGGUGCACCACUGGGUGCAGAACGUGCUGUCAGAGUUUGUGAUGUCAGAGAUCAGGACGGUGUAUGUGACGGACUGCCGGGUGAGCACAUCCGCCUUCUCCAAGGCUGGCAUGUGCCUGCGUUGCUCAGCCUGUGCCUUGAACUCAGUGGUGCAGACGGUGCUGAGUAAGCGGACGCUGCAGGCCCGGAGUAUGCACGAGGUCAUCGAGCUGCUCAACGUGUGUGAGGACCUGGCGGGCUCCACGGGCCUUGCCAAGGAGACCUUCGGGUCGCUGGAGGAGACGUCGCCACCACCCUGUUGGAACUCAGUCACGGACUCGCUGCUGCUGGUGCACGAGCGCUACGAGCAGAUCUGCGAGUUCUACAGCCGGGCGAAGAAGAUGAACCUCAUCCAGAGCCUCAACAAGCACCUGCUCAGCAAUCUGGCAGCCAUCCUGAUGCCGGUGAAGCAGGCGGUCAUCGAGCUGAGCAACGAGAGCCAGCCCACCCUGCAGCUGGUGCUGCCCACCUACGUCAGGCUGGAGAAGCUCUUCACGGCCAAGGCCAAUGACGCGGGCACCGUCAGCAAGCUCUGCCACCUCUUCCUGGAGGCGCUCAAGGAGAACUUCAAGGUGCACCCGGCACACAAGGUGGCCAUGAUCCUGGACCCGCAGCAGAAGCUGCGGCCCGUCCCACCCUACCAGCACGAGGAGAUCAUCGGCAAGGUCUGCGAGCUCAUCAACGAGGUGAAGGAGUCCUGGACCGAGGAGGUGGACUUCGAGCCCGCCGCCAAGAAGCCCCGCUCCGCGCCCGGCGAGAACCCGGCAGCUCAGGAGGACGACCGGCUCGGGAAGAACGAAGUCUACGAUUACCUACAGGAGCCUCUCUUCCAGGCCACGCCGGAUCUCUUCCAGUACUGGUCUUGCGUCACCCAAAAGCACACAAAACUUGCCAAGCUUGCCUUCUGGCUCCUCGCGGUUCCGGCGGUGGGGGCCAGAAGUGGGUGUGUAAAUAUGUGCGAGCAAGCCCUUCUCAUCAAAAGGAGGCGACUGCUGAGUCCAGAAGAUAUGAACAAACUCAUGUUUCUGAAAUCCAACAUGCUUUAAGACUUGACUUUGGGAAACAAAACAAAACAGAAGAGAAAAAGGAAAGGAAAAACAGAAGAGAACAUUAGAAGAAGGAAGAAAAUGAAAAUACACAACACUGUCACAAACAAAGAAAAGGAAUUUAAGUUCUAAACACUGUGGACCUCAUUAUAAAUGCCCCCUGGAAACUUAAGUGCUUUUUUUCAGUGUGCGUGUGCAUGGGUGUAUGUGCCUGCACACGCAUGCACGUGGAUGGACACACGUGCCAUGGACGUGGGCAGUUGUGGGGCUCUGUGCUCAUCUCCGUGGCCGCAGAAGCCUCGUGCACGCGCACACACACAUACAACCCUGGUGCGUGUGCCGUGCCUGCUCGUGGGCACAUGUGCAUUAAACUGGGUGUGUCAGGAAAGCUGAGUGUUUGGGAAAGGGGAAGACGCUUCACCUCCUUUUCUCGGUGAGGGGGCUUUAAGACUCUGUUUUCAGGUGUGCAGAUUGGUAGAAGGCUGGUGUAAAAUGUUCAGGCAGCUGAGAUCUGAAGUGACUUGACAUUGUCUGCCCUUUGCCCCACGGUCCCCCUCUGCCCUCCAUUCCCCUGCCCUGGGGUCUCCCCACCCCGCUGCUCCCUGCCCCACCCCAGCUGCUCAGCCAUGGCGUCUCCAGACUGCAUCCGAUGGACAGUUUCUGCACUGGACUUUCUUUCUUGUUCACCUUCAGGGCAUUGAGCUGCUGCCUCUGUGACACGGCUUGGGUGUUACUGGGUUAGCCGCCUUAGAAACACACCUCUCUCUCUCCCCAAAUCAGGAAAGGAGACUUUAAUAGAAAGCUGACUUCUUGCUUUUUAAUAUAAGAUAGAAAAAAGAGACCUUUUUUCCAGAGAA
Molecule: messenger RNA, 3912 nt
Organism: Choloepus didactylus (southern two-toed sloth)
Lineage: Eukaryota; Metazoa; Chordata; Mammalia; Pilosa; Megalonychidae
Gene: ZNF618
Product: zinc finger protein 618
Exons: 16
Coding region: 89-3055 (988 amino acids)
Source: RefSeq, a predicted model, not a curated record